Messenger RNA from Molossus molossus (Pallas's mastiff bat), 4214 nucleotides. RefSeq names its product calsyntenin 1 (gene CLSTN1). Gene Ontology annotation, molecular function: X11-like protein binding; amyloid-beta binding; kinesin binding. The transcript has 19 exons. Gene Ontology annotation, biological process: positive regulation of synaptic transmission; positive regulation of synapse assembly; homophilic cell-cell adhesion. Lineage: Eukaryota; Metazoa; Chordata; Mammalia; Chiroptera; Molossidae. Bases 1 to 2937 code for a protein of 978 amino acids. Gene Ontology annotation, cellular component: postsynaptic membrane; cell surface. The record is from RefSeq and is a predicted model, not a curated record.
AUGCUGCGCCGCCCCGCGCCCGCCCCGGCCUCCUGGCUGCUGCUGGCCGGGCUGCUGUGCGGCGGCGGCGUCUGGGCCGCGCGAGCUAACAAGCACAAGCCGUGGCUCGAGCCUACCUAUCAUGGCAUAGUGACGGAAAAUGACAACGCAGUGCUCCUUGACCCCCCGCUGAUUGCCCUGGACAAAGACGCCCCUCUUCGGUUCGCAGAGAGUUUUGAGGUGACAGUCACCAAAGAAGGUGAGAUUUGUGGAUUUAAAAUCCAUGGGCAGAAUGUCCCCUUUGACGCAGUGGUGGUGGAUAAAUCCACAGGCGAGGGCCUGAUUCGUUCUAAAGAGAAACUAGACUGUGAGCUGCAGAAAGACUACACGUUCACCAUCCAGGCCUAUGACUGCGGGAGGGGGCCGGACGGCAGUGCCAACUCGAAGAAGUCUCAUAAGGCAACUGUCCACAUCCAGGUGAACGAUGUUAAUGAAUACGCACCUGUAUUCAAGGAGAAGUCCUACCAAGCGACAGUCGUCGAGGGGAAGCGGUACGAGAGCAUCCUGAGGGUGGAGGCCGUGGACGCAGACUGCUCCCCUCAGUUCAGCCAGAUCUGCAGCUAUGAAAUCGUCACCCCGGACGUGCCCUUCACUGUCGACAAGGACGGUUACAUAAAGAACACGGAGAAGCUGGACUAUGGGAAGGAACACCAGUACAAGCUGACCGUCACGGCCCACGACUGCGGGAAGAAAAGAGCAGCCGAGGACGUGUUGGUCAAGAUCAGCAUCAGGCCCAGCUGCACCCCUGGGUGGCAAGGAUGGAACAGCAAGGUCGAGUACGAGCCGGGCACCGGCGCUUUGGCCCUCUUCCCGAACGCCCACCUCGAGACCUGUGAGGAAUCAGUGGCCUCGGUGCAGGUGAAGCUGGAGCUGGAGACCAGCCACAUAGGGAAAGGGUGUGACCGCGACACCUACUCUGAGCAGUCCCUUCACCGGCUCUGUGGUGCAGCGUCUGGCACUGCGGAGCUGCUCCCUUCCCCGAAUGGCUCCUUGAACUGGACCGUCGGCCUCCCCACUGACAACGGCCACGACAGCGACCAGGUCUUUGAGUUCAAUGGCACUCAGGCGGUCAGGAUCCCCGAUGGCGUCGUUUCUGUUAACCCGAAGGAGCCCUUUGCGAUCUCUGUGUGGAUGAGGCACGGGCCUCUUGGCAAGAGGAAGGAGACGAUUCUCUGCAGCUCAGACAAAGCAGAUAUGAACCGGCACCAUUAUUCCCUCUUUGUCCACGGCUGCCGGUUUAUUUUCCUCCUCCGUCAGGAUCCUUCGGGAGAGAAGAAGUACAAACCUGCAGAAUUCCACUGGAAGUUGACUCAGGUCUGUGAUGAGAAGUGGCACCACUACGUCCUCAACGUGGAGAUCCCAAGGGUCACGCUCUACGUGGACGGUGUUUCUCACGAGCCCUUCUCGGUGACCGAAGACUUCCCGCUUCACCCAGCCAAGAUCGAGACUCAGCUUGUGGUCGGCGCCUGCUGGCAAGAGUACUCGGGAGUUGACACUGACAAUGACACUGAGCCUGUACCUGUGGCCUCGGCAGGUGGUGACCUGCACAUGACCCAGUUUUUUCGAGGUGAUCUGGCUGGCCUAACGAUCCGGUCUGGCAGACUCACUGACAAGAAGGUGAUCGAUUGUCUGUAUACCUGCAAAGAGGGGUUAGACCUGCAAGUCCCGGAAGACGGCGGCAGAGGCGUGAAGGUCCAAGCCGACCCCCGCCAGUCCGUGCUGACCUUGGAGGCCGAGGACGCGGGGCAGCUGGAGAAGGCUGUGCAGCGCGUCGCCUACCUGAACGCCCGGCAGUUCCCCACGCCUGGGAUCCGGAGGCUCAGGCUCACCAGCACCGUCAAGUGUUUCAAUGAGGCCACCUGUGCUCCGGUCCCGCCGGUCGACAGCUACGUGAUGGUCUUGCAGCCGGAGGAGCCCAAGAUCAGCCUCAGUGGUGUCCACCAUUUUGCUCGAGCAGCUUCUGAAUUUGAAAGCUCAGAAGGGGUUUUCCUUUUCCCCGAGCUUCGGAUCAUCAGCACCAUCACGAGAGAAGUGGAGCCCAAUGGAGAAGGGGACGAGGACCCCACAGUUCAAGAGUCACUGGUGUCUGAGGAGAUCGUGCACGACCUGGACACGUGCGAGGUGACAGUGCAGGGAGAGGAGCUGAACCCUGAGCAGGAGAGCCUGGAGGUGGACAUGGCCCGCCUGCAACACAAGGGCAUGGAAGUGAGCAGCUCCGACCUGGGGGUGAUCUUCACAGGCGUGGACACCAUGGCCAGCUACGAGGAGGUGCUGCACCUCCUGCGCUACCGCAACUGGCGCGCCAGGUCCUUGCUCGACCGGAAGUUCAAGCUCGUCUGCUCCGAGCUCAAUGGACGCUACAUCAGCAAUGAGUUCCAGGUGGAGGUGAACGUGAUCCACACAGCCAACCCCAUGGAGCACGCCAGCCACAUGGCCGCCCAGCCACAGUUCGUCCACCCUGAGCACCGCUCCUUCGUUGAUCUCUUGGGUCACAGCCUGGCCAACCAUGAGCCAUUAGUAGCGGUCCCCAGCACGGCCACCAUCGUGAUUGUCGUGUGUGUCAGCUUCUUGGUGUUCAUGAUCAUCCUGGGAGUGUUCCGGAUCCGGGCCGCUCACCAGCGGACCAUGCGGGACCAGGACACCGGCAAGGAGAGCGAGAUGGAUUGGGACGACUCCGCCCUCACCAUCACCGUGAACCCCAUGGAGACAUACGAGGACCAACACAGCGAGGAGGAGGAGGAGGAGGAGGAAGAGGAGAGUGAGGAUGGCGAGGAGGAGGACGACGUCACCAGCGCCGAGUCAGAGAGCAGCGAGGAGGAGGAGGGGGAGCACGGAGACCAGCAGACAGCCAGCCGGCAGCAGCAGCUGGAGUGGGACGACUCCACCCUCAGCUACUGAGCCACACACCUGCCUCCUGCCGUGGGAGACGCCGUCCUGCAUGGCGCCCGCCCCAGGGUCCACCCCAGGGUCCACCGUGUACAAAGUCAUUCUGGCCAGUAGGUCUGCUGACCCUCCCCGCCGACUGCCACCUGCCUGCUGCCUGUGCUGGGUGUGCAGGACCCCAGGCUCCCUCCCUCUCCCGACCUGGUCCUGUCCCGCGAGGGGCUGACACGCUGUCCCGUCAUCUCGCUCCGCGCGGCCCCUUGGCGCCUCCACCGAACCCGGUGACGAAGGGUUAACUGCUCACUCCCACCUGGUAAUCCUUUCGUUUUAUUUUUUUCCUUUCUCUUUUAACCCCCCCCCCAACUAGUGCAUGUAUAAAAUGGCCAAAUGGGGGUUCAUCUAUAGAUGACGAACUGACUUUUUAAUAUUUUGUAAAUAAAUUGGGAUUCCUCGUGUCCUUUGUGCUAGUGUACCCCAGGGCUGGGUGCUAGAUGGAGUGUGAGACAGAGAUCGGGGGACCCUCGGGCCCCUGCUCCCCCCAGACAAGGAGACCAGGGCCUGCCACAUGGGCACCUGGACUGUCCCAGCUGCUGGUCUCGGUCCCCAUUUGGGGCCAGGCCAGUUGUGGGCAGGGAUCUGGAGUGCUGCCUGGUGGAGGGGACCCUCUGGAGGCUGGAGAUGGCCAGGCCCUCUUUGGGACCCCACCCUCUCACGAGCCGAGGGGGAGGCGCGGGGCCCUGGCCUGUUUGCACGGGACCCUCGUGUGCAGCCUCGGGGCUCGAGCUCAGACACGCGUGGCUGGCGCGGAGGGUCGACAGUCUGACCUGAGGGAGCCGGCAGGCCUGAGUGAUGCACUCGGAGUCUGGGACACCCCUGAACGGGCGCCCAGUGGCCCAGAGUCAAAAUCAGACCCCCCGACCCCCAGCAGCCGGAGCUCUGCUCUCCUUCCCAGAGCCCCGGGCUCCCAGAGUGGGGGCUGCCUGUGAAGGGAAGGGAGCGAGUCUCAGCAAACCCCUGCAGCACUUUGUUUUAUCUGACUUGUAAAAUUUUAGAUUUCUAAAACGGGGGGUGGGGGAUAAUUCUGAAUACUGUUCUGUGACCCCUCUGCUAGUGUCAAGGACACGGCCGCUGUCCUGUCUGUGUGGCCCCCAUGCCCUCGCUGCAGCUGCUCUUCAGUCGGUGGGUAGACGCCGGGUGGGGACCAGGUGUCCGCCCGGCAGCCGCCCCGCCCCGUGUGUACGCUGGCGCUAGGGCAGGUGUCUGCCGUGCAAUAAAGUUCUGGUGUGACUCCA